GGAGGCGGUCGCGAGCGGAGGUCUGCGGAGGCUAGUCAAGCAAUAUUAGUAAUUGCCUCUCCUGCUGCUGACUAACUUCCCUUCUCUCUGACGAUAUUAUAACAUUCGUAAAUGCUAUUAAUCAUCAGCGUAUAUUGUGUGUUUAGCACAAAUUAAUAUCUUUUUGCUUUGAAUUCAGAGAUCAUGUUUUCAAUUCAUACUAAAAUUAUACGAUAGGCUUAACAUUCUCGCUAUGAACACCAUGAAAUGAGAGAACAGUUGAUAACUUGUUCAAAUGGUUCCCAUAAUGUUCUCUAGUGUCUGAGGCUGACAGGCGAAGCCUUCUGAACAGUGAGAGAGAGAGAGAGGAGUGGGGAGACUUAAUGUUCUCCGUUGAACAAGUGAUGAACAUGUUGAUGAACACCAGCUGAGUAUGGAGGCUGGUCUGGGAGAGAGUGAAGACUUUGUCCCCUACUUCCCUCUGGUGAUUAUACUUCACGUGGCAGGGUGGACUGAAGGAGUCCGCAUCAGAGCACUUCAAGUACCACCCGUGGCCCUCCAAGCGGACGAGGUGCGCCUCCGCUGUGACUACGAGGACGAGGGCGGCUCCAGCCUCUACACCCUCAAGUGGUACAAGGACGGCAGGGAGUUUUACCGCCACCAGCCCGGCAUCUCUCCCGACCACCUCUGUCUUGAUGAGUUCCCUCACCACGUGGAGGGCGUCUCCGUUGAUUGCUGGGUGUCGAGCGAGAGGGAGGUGGUCCUCCGGGAGGUGACGACCUCGUCCUCCGGCGAGUACCAGUGUGAGGUCAUAGGAGAACACCCGAGCUUUCGAAAGGAAGUGCGCAAGGCUCGACUCACAGUGUUUACGGAGGCGCUGAAGGAGCCUCGGAUCAGAGGCGCCAAAGAGUCCUACACCAGGAAGGACAUGGUGAGCCUCAACUGCUCGUCCAGCAACACCCAGUAUGUGCCAGUCCUCUCCUGGAGCCUCAAUGGCAGGCCAGUGCUCAAGCGGUAUCUCAGGUCCUACGCCGAGGGCAGGACCGUGGGCCUGUACCUACAGGCCUCUGGUGACCUGUUUCAACACGGGGUUAUCAACGUGGCCUGCAUCAGCUCCCUGGGUGCCCAUCACAGCAGGCUGACACAGGUGGAACUGCCCAGCUCAGACUUCCUGAACGCCCAGGGGUAUUAUUUAAAUACAGGUGUGUGCAGGUGUGGGCCACAUGUGUUACUGCUGGUUUUGGCAGUGUUGUUCCAUGGUCACCUCCGCUACUGACUCUGCGUACAUUGUUCCUUACACCUUCUACAAUCUGACGAAGUUCCAUAUUCAUCAAAAAUUGA
Procambarus clarkii (red swamp crayfish) is the source of this 1320-nucleotide messenger RNA. RefSeq lists its product as uncharacterized. The record is from RefSeq and is a predicted model, not a curated record. NCBI's taxonomy places the organism in Eukaryota, Metazoa, Arthropoda, Malacostraca, Decapoda, Cambaridae.